AUGGUGUCAGAUUUUAGAAAGAAGAAGUUGUUGCACGUUUUCACCGCUUUCUUCGAUACCAAUGGCAGCGGAACCAUUGAUAAAAAGGACUUUGACCUUGCCAUUGAAAGGAUAUCCAAAUCGAGAGGCUGGAGUGCUGGAGAUGCUCAGUACAAAGAAGUUCAAGACACGCUUUUGAAGGUCUGGGAUGGGUUGAGCAGCGCUGACAUCGACAACGACGGCCAAGUCUCCAAAGAAGAGUGGAUUUCCCUCUGGGAGAAGUUCUCCAGCAGCCCGAGUGACUGGCAGAAUUUAUACUGCAAGUUUAUAUUUCAACUUGAGGAUGCUAGUAAUGACGGAUCCAUCGAUAGCGAGGAAUUCUCUUCGGUCUACGCUUCUUUUGGUCUAGACAAGGCUGAAGCUGCAUCAGCUUUUCAGAAGCUAUCCAAAGGCAAGUCAUCUGUCUCCUUCGCUGAAUUCCAGGAAUUGUUCAAAGAAUAUUUCGCUUCUGAGGAUGUGAAUGCCCCUGGAAACUUUGUCUUCGGGAAGACCAGCUUCUGA
Bombyx mandarina (wild silkworm) is the source of this 540-nucleotide messenger RNA. Its product is annotated as calexcitin-2. The record is from RefSeq and is a predicted model, not a curated record. Gene Ontology annotation, molecular function: calcium ion binding. Lineage: Eukaryota; Metazoa; Arthropoda; Insecta; Lepidoptera; Bombycidae.